This is a messenger RNA of Tinamus guttatus (white-throated tinamou), 945 nucleotides long. The record is from RefSeq and is a predicted model, not a curated record. NCBI's taxonomy places the organism in Eukaryota, Metazoa, Chordata, Aves, Tinamiformes, Tinamidae.
AUGCGGGAGCAGCGACGGGCAGGAGAGCCCCCGGCUCCGGGGAAGCCGCCGUGCCGGUACUCACCCAGGGCCUACGUGCGCAUGUGGCCAGGGGACCCUAUGGGUUUUUGUGUGGCCUCCCAGGGCUUCCAUGCGAACCAGGCCUGCAGGCCCUACGGCCUUCUGUGCGGGCUGGGCCGGGUGCAGCGUAUGGGCUUUUGUGUGGCCUGCCGGGGCCUGAGUGUGCGCUGGGCCUGGGAGGGCCCUAUGGGCUUUUGUGAGGCCUCCUGGGGCCUGCGUGCGCACAGGGAUGUCGGGGACCUUCGGGCGUUGGCCAGUAACAGAGUGUGGUAUGAGAUGAAUGAUGUCUCGGAGAAGCUGAGGAACAUGAAAACCGUUCCCAGACAGCAGGCGGAUUUACUUUUUUAUGUCAGGUGGAUGAUGAGACACUUGGAGAACGCGCUUCUUCGGCACCCGGGCCCUUCGUUCCUUGAUCAGCAGGGGGCUAACAAGAAGCAAGAUGGGUUUGUGGAACCGCAGGAUCUUCCUCAUUUGAUGAGGAGGCCCGCCCUAUUGGCAGGGAAGAGAGGGGAGGAUAAAAGCUCCAAAUGGACACUGCUUGGCUUAUUGGUGUGGGCUCUUAUUGCUGACACGACGUACUACCUCCACGCAGCCUAUGGCUGGGUCAUGUUCGUGGCCAUCUUCUUCUGGAUAACGACGGUCAUUUUCUUGGUGAUCUACCUGCUGCAGCUUCACUUGAAAUUCCACAUCAUCCCCUGGUCCCUCGUGCUAGUGAUCUUCAACGCGACGGCCACCGUUCUGUACAUCACCGCUUUCGUGACGUGCUCCGCGGCCGUCAAGCCGACGUCGUCGCGCCAGUGGGAUUACAACAGAAGAGCUGCGGCAUCCUGGAGGGGCCUCGGCGGCAGCAUGGCGGCCACCAGCCAAGUGACUAACCAUGCCUAA